AUGUUCACUUUUCUCAAAAUUAUUCUGUGGCUUUUUUCCUUGGCAUUGGCCUCUGCUAUAAAUAUCAACGAUAUCACAUUUUCCAAUUUAGAAAUUACUCCACUGACUGCAAAUAAACAACCUGAUCAAGGUUGGACUGCCACUUUUGAUUUUAGUAUUGCAGAUGCGUCUUCCAUUAGGGAGGGCGAUGAAUUCACAUUAUCAAUGCCACAUGUUUAUAGGAUUAAGCUAUUAAACUCAUCGCAAACAGCUACUAUUUCCUUAGCGGAUGGUACUGAGGCUUUCAAAUGCUAUGUUUCGCAACAGGCUGCAUACUUGUAUGAAAAUACUACUUUCACAUGUACUGCUCAAAAUGACCUGUCCUCCUAUAAUACGAUUGAUGGAUCCAUAACAUUUUCGCUAAAUUUUAGUGAUGGUGGUUCCAGCUAUGAAUAUGAGUUAGAAAACGCUAAGUUUUUCAAAUCUGGGCCAAUGCUUGUUAAACUUGGUAAUCAAAUGUCAGAUGUGGUGAAUUUCGAUCCUGCUGCUUUUACAGAGAAUGUUUUUCACUCUGGGCGUUCAACUGGUUACGGUUCUUUUGAAAGUUAUCAUUUGGGUAUGUAUUGUCCAAACGGAUAUUUCCUGGGUGGUACUGAGAAGAUUGAUUACGACAGUUCCAAUAACAAUGUCGAUUUGGAUUGUUCUUCAGUUCAGGUUUAUUCAUCCAAUGAUUUUAAUGAUUGGUGGUUCCCGCAAAGUUACAAUGAUACCAAUGCUGACGUCACUUGUUUUGGUAGUAAUCUGUGGAUUACACUUGACGAAAAACUAUAUGAUGGGGAAAUGUUAUGGGUUAAUGCAUUACAAUCUCUACCCGCUAAUGUAAACACAAUAGAUCAUGCGUUAGAAUUUCAAUACACAUGCCUUGAUACCAUAGCAAAUACUACGUACGCUACGCAAUUCUCGACUACUAGGGAAUUUAUUGUUUAUCAGGGUCGGAACCUCGGUACAGCUAGCGCCAAAAGCUCUUUUAUCUCAACCACUACUACUGAUUUAACAAGUAUAAACACUAGUGCGUAUUCCACUGGAUCCAUUUCCACAGUAGAAACAGGCAAUCGAACUACAUCAGAAGUGAUCAGCCAUGUGGUGACUACCAGCACAAAACUGUCUCCAACUGCUACUACCAGCCUGACAAUUGCACAAACCAGUAUCUAUUCUACUGACUCAAAUAUCACAGUAGGAACAGAUAUUCACACCACAUCAGAAGUGAUUAGUGAUGUGGAAACCAUUAGCAGAGAAACAGCUUCGACCGUUGUAGCCGCUCCAACCUCAACAACUGGAUGGACAGGCGCUAUGAAUACUUACAUCUCGCAAUUUACAUCCUCUUCUUUCGCAACAAUCAACAGCACACCAAUAAUCUCUUCAUCAGCAGUAUUUGAAACCUCAGAUGCUUCAAUUGUCAAUGUGCACACUGAAAAUAUCACGAAUACUGCUGCUGUUCCAUCUGAAGAGCCCACUUUUGUAAAUGCCACGAGAAACUCCUUAAAUUCCUUCUGCAGCAGCAAACAGCCAUCCAGUCCCUCAUCUUAUACGUCUUCCCCACUCGUAUCGUCCCUCUCCGUAAGCAAAACAUUACUAAGCACCAGUUUUACGCCUUCUGUGCCAACAUCUAAUACAUAUAUCAAAACGAAAAAUACGGGUUACUUUGAGCACACGGCUUUGACAACAUCUUCAGUUGGCCUUAAUUCUUUUAGUGAAACAGCAGUCUCAUCUCAGGGAACGAAAAUUGACACCUUUUUAGUGUCAUCCUUGAUCGCAUAUCCUUCUUCUGCAUCAGGAAGCCAAUUGUCCGGUAUCCAACAGAAUUUCACAUCAACUUCUCUCAUGAUUUCAACCUAUGAAGGUAAAGCGUCUAUAUUUUUCUCAGCUGAGCUCGGUUCGAUCAUUUUUCUGCUUUUGUCGUACCUGCUAUUCUAA
This is a messenger RNA of Saccharomyces cerevisiae S288C, 1953 nucleotides long. RefSeq names its product Sag1p (gene SAG1). Gene Ontology annotation, cellular component: membrane. Gene Ontology annotation, biological process: cell adhesion. The record is from RefSeq and is marked reviewed. The coding region runs from base 1 to 1953 and encodes 650 amino acids. Lineage: Eukaryota; Fungi; Ascomycota; Saccharomycetes; Saccharomycetales; Saccharomycetaceae. The transcript has a single exon.